Molecule: messenger RNA, 2556 nt
Organism: Lactuca sativa (garden lettuce)
Lineage: Eukaryota; Viridiplantae; Streptophyta; Magnoliopsida; Asterales; Asteraceae
Product: cation/calcium exchanger 4
Biological process (GO): monoatomic cation transport; transmembrane transport
Cellular component (GO): membrane
Molecular function (GO): monoatomic cation transmembrane transporter activity
Source: RefSeq, a predicted model, not a curated record
UUACCUCAACCACCUCCCCAAAUAAUGCAUCCAAAACAAAACCUCCUUUAUCAUUUUAUCCCCUCUUUACAUUACGCGUCGCCUUCAAAAGUCAAGAUAACAAAAAGCUCCGAAUCACCACUGUUCAACACGACUGACGUAUCCGAAUUCCGACCACCGUUGGUUGGUUGAUUGGUUCUUUAACCUCACCAAAUCCCCCGCCUUUUUGCUUUUGUUUCUAUAUCAUCUUCUCCACAAUUUCACCUCCAACCCUAAAUUACAUACCCUUUCUUUCUUUCUUUCUUUUUUUGAACCUCAUAUUUAUACUCUCUCCGUCUUUUCUUCACUUUCAUGAUCCGUUGUUCAAGCCUCUGAAAACCAAAGCUCUUUUGACUUUGUUUCUCGAUCAUGACCCAUUAAUCAAUCCAUAACCCUAAUUUCUUCGUUUCCUUUUUUAUCUACAAUCAAAUCUGUAGAUGGGACACUUGGAAAAGAUUUUCCAUCGGAAACCAAUUUAUUUCCGCGGCUCUUUUCACGCUCUUUGUAUCCUUGUGUUCAUCGUUCUCUGUUUUAACAAUUGGAGCUACAAGAAAGUCGAUCGGGUAUCGUUGGGUUCAAAUUUCACUGGGUUGAAGAUCACAGACCCAACUGAUUGUUCUGGAUUAAAUCAACACAAAGGUUUCGAAAACGAAUGUGAGUAUUUAAAAGCCAACCCACAAUGUAAAGCCGGCGGCUUUUUUUAUUACUUGGAUUUUUUCUACUGCGAUUGUCAGAAGUUUGCCCCUUUGGCUUAUAUUGCUCUUGUAAUUUGGUUAGCGACUCUGUUUUAUCUAUUGGGAAACACAUCCGCUGAUUACUUUUGUUGUUGUCUUGAAAAGUUAUCGAACGUAUUAAGAUUACCACCAACUGUAGCAGGGGUAACCUUGCUUCCGUUAGGUAACGGCGCCCCUGAUGUAUUCGCUAGCAUCGCUGCUUUUGUAGGCACCGAUAACGCCGAUGUCGGACUUAAUAGUAUCUCCGGUGGUGCUGUUUUCAUAACUUGUGUUGUCGUCGGGACGAUUUCGCUAUGUGUGGCUGAUCUGGGUGUUACCAUCGAUAAGAAGUGCUUCAAAAGAGAUGUGUAUACGUUUAUGUUCGCUGUUUUGGCUCUUGCUGUUAUCUUGUUUAUCGGAGAAGUUAACGUCGGCGGAGCUAUUGCGUUUGUGUCAAUCUAUGUCGUUUAUGCCACCUAUGUUGCUGCAAGUGAGUUCUUGAGAAAGAAAGAGGAGUAUGCACCAUUGUUACCUCUUGCGAACACUUCGGAAGAUAGAUUACUGGUUUCGGAAACCGAUGGCGUCCCACAUCUUGUUAAGUCUUCUAAGGUUCCUCAUUGGAUGUGGGGAGCACAUGUCGCGAUGUAUUCAGAGGUUUUUAACCAUGGUUUAGAAGAUAACCCGAAGACUCCAUGGGGAUGGACAGAUGAGGAGACACAAAGUGAGGAUUCUUGUUCUUGGUUUUCGUGUUCGAAGUUGCUGACGUGGCUAGAGUUUCCAUUGAUGUUACCAAGAAGGUUGACCAUUCCAAUCAUAGACGAAGAAAGAUGGUCGAAGUUCUAUGCUGUUGCUAGCGUCACUUUUGCGCCUUUGCUUUUAGCGUUUCUAUGGAACAGGGUCUACAAUGGUGGUCAAUUAGGUGAAGAUUUGAUCUAUAUUGGGAGUGCAGUGGUUGGAUGUUUUCUUGGACUUGGUGCUUUUGUGUCGACUAAAAUAGACCACCCACCACAAAAGAUGUUGCUUCCAUGGGUGCUAGGAGGGUUCUUUAUGAGCAUCAUUUGGUUCUACAUGGUUGCUAAUGAACUCGUUGCUCUUUUGGUUUCACUCGGUCUUAUCUUCCAAGUCAACUCGGCGAUUCUUGCAUUGACUGUGUUAGCAUGGGGUAACUCGAUGGGUGAUUUGAUGUCAAAUGUUGCCCUUGCCAUGAAUGGGGCAGACGGAGUUCAAAUUGCAAUAUCAGGAUGCUAUGCGGGCCCGAUGUUUAACACGCUUAUUGGUUUAGGGGUUUCGAUGUUGAUUGGAUCAUGGUCUAAGAGACCGAAUUCUUAUGUCAUAGCUCGUGAUAGUGGUUUGUUGUGUAAUUUGGGGUUCAUUAUAAUUGGACUAGUUUGGGCACUGGUGGCGUUGCCAAGAAAUCAAAUGCGACCUAGUAAGUUGUUGGGCAUGGGACUUAUCGGUAUUUAUUUGGUGUUUCUGUGUUUGAGAAUAGGAACGGCGGUCGUGGUUGGCUCGCUAAACGAGUCAAACUGAUUAGUGUGUUAGUUGUUGUAUGUUAUCUUUGUACCCGAGUGGUAUCAAAGUGAAAUUUUAUCUGGUAUCGGAUACCCGUUAUCAGGUAUAUGUACAAGUAUUAGGUGUUAAUCAGAUAUCGGGUAUUAGGUAUCAGAUAGCAUGUAUACAUAAUUUUUUUUUUCUAGAGAUAAUGUGAUGGUUAACGGGAAUGCACAUGGGUGACAUAUAGUCAUAUACCCUACUUGUUGUACAUCUUGUUUUAAAUGCUUAGAAAAACAAUUUACACGGUAAUAAUAAUAUAUAUGUUUGGUAA